This is a messenger RNA of Osmia lignaria (orchard mason bee), 1465 nucleotides long. RefSeq lists its product as uncharacterized. The record is from RefSeq and is a predicted model, not a curated record. NCBI's taxonomy places the organism in Eukaryota, Metazoa, Arthropoda, Insecta, Hymenoptera, Megachilidae.
UUUUCAACAUAAAACCUGUCGUCCUUUAUGAUUACCAUUUUAUUAAUAAUUGUAUGGAUUUUUGUUGUAAUUAUCAUCACGGUGAUCAAUUUAUUUCAAUUAAUUAUGUCACUUUUUUGACACAAAUUACGAAUGAGUUUUAUCGAAUUUAAUUUGGUAAUUAAAAAAUAACCUCUUAAUGUGACAAUUGUGUAACCUGAAAAAGAUGAAAGAAAUGAUCAAAAACUUUGCGUAAUUAGAAAACCUAAUCUCUCGAUGCUAAAACUCUUAACAAUAAUUGAAUAUCUUUUUAUUUGUAACAUAACGCUUGCAUCUUGUUUAUUGAAAUCAAUCAAGAACAACAAUCAUACGAAAUUGUCGCAACAUUAUCAUGGAAAUUCCACAGAGAAAGAGUUAUCCAAAAUGAAACUAUUGUCUACCGAGGAUCCGCCUUUUAAUAAUAAAACAUCUCUCAAAAUGUUGGAAGAUAUCACAGCCAAAGUAUGGAGAAUUUUACCUGUGAUUGAUAUACCUCGAAAUUGGGUCCUCACUUAUUGUAUGAUGAGGACAGAAAUUGCUGAAGAAAUCGAAAAAGCAGCUAUGCAGUGUCAACGUGAUGGAACUGGUUGGGACUGCACGUUCAUUGAAUUGGGUGGAGGACAUGACGACUUUAACAUGGGAAAGGUAGUUUCCCCUUUUAAUAAUAUUUCAAAUCGAGAAUUAAAGACGAAGUUACUUCGUGCAGCUGAAAAUUGCAGCAAACUUUGGCGACGGUACAAACGAAUUCAAGAUAGAAGAUUAAGUCGUAUGGGGUUAAACAUUCACAUCAAAAAUAGAAGAAGGAGAUCGUCUAAAAAGAGUAGAAAUAGACAAAAAUCAAAAAUGAAUAAGAAAAAUUUAACGAAGAAAAAUGGUGAUCAUAAUGAGAAAAUGAAGAAGGCAAGACAUACUAUCAAAAAGAUAAAAACAGUUCGUCGGAAGUUAGCAUAUAAAAUUACGAAACUUGAGAAUAAAAAGUUCUUAAGCUCUGAAGAAAAAUCGGAGCCAGGCAGAUUGCAUUUAACAGAGCCAGCGAAAUCUGGUAUUGGUUUACAAUAUCCUUUGGUAGAAGAACAAGCGGAAUUAUCUCGUCUUCAAGAUAUUGGAUCUUGUUUAUCACGACAAGCUGCAAAAGCUUGCGAAUCCGUUGUUCUUAACGCGAUACAAGGACUAAUAUGAUAUAGAUUUACGUUUGAAUCAUUAUAAAAACGUGGUAAAUCGUCGAAUUUAAUUUUAAUAUUAAUAUCCUCAAAAUUAAGCUUACUUUAACGCUAUUUUCCCAAAAUAAUAGAUUUCUAACUUUUAAAUAAUUGGCCAAUGGACCAUUUCCAGAGCUUUUCUGGCUUCCUAAAAUUAAAAGUUAUCAUUUUCUAAACAACAUUUUCAUUUAUUAAAAAAUUUUUAUUGUAGGGAUAGGCAAAUUCAAUGAAAAGUAAUUGUCUGUUAA